Molecule: messenger RNA, 1627 nt
Organism: Chironomus riparius
Lineage: Eukaryota; Metazoa; Arthropoda; Insecta; Diptera; Chironomidae
Source: the annotation of a GenBank genome assembly
AAAAAAAACACAAAAGUCAACUUACAAAAUUAUAAAAAAAAAUACAAAAUGUUGUGAGUUUGCAUGUUUCCGCGACCACAAUUUUAUAAAAAAAAAAAAAUUAUUAUUUUCGAUGAUUCAUUUCUUGUCGAUUUACUAAAAUUAAAAGAGGAAUAAAUAUGAAUAAAUUGGAAGCACCUAACUCGCAAGUUUCUGGGAGUAGUAUGCAGUCAUCAUCAAAAUCACCGAACCCAUCGCCAGAAAUUGAUGAUGGAAGUUCUAAACGACAAGCCACACGAGUAUUCAAAAAGUCAUCAGCAAAUGGAAAAAUUACAGUUUAUUUGGGAAAAAGGGAUUUCGUUGAUCAUAUUUCACAUGUUGAUCCAAUUGACGGUGUCGUAUUGAUUGAUCCCGAUUAUAUGAAAGAAAGAAAAGUAUUUGGACAUGUUUUAGCCGCAUUUCGUUACGGCCGAGAAGAUUUGGAUGUAUUAGGACUAACAUUUCGCAAGGACUUAUAUUUAGCAUCAGAACAAAUAUACCCUUGUCUAAAAGAUAUCAAUGAAACAAGAGGAUUAACCCGUCUACAAGAACGUUUAGUCAAAAAAUUAGGUCCGAAUGCAUAUCCUUUUUAUUUUGAAUUGCCUCCACAUUGUCCAGCUUCAGUUUCUUUACAGCCAGCUCCGGGAGACACGGGUAAACCUUGUGGAGUUGAUUAUGAACUGAAAGCAUUUGUCGGAGAUUGUUCAGAAGACAAACCACACAAACGAAAUUCUGUUCGAUUAGCUAUCAGAAAAAUCAUGUAUGCUCCAUCUAAAAUAGGAGAGCAACCUUCGAUUGAAGUCAGCAAAGAAUUUAUGUUGAAACCAAAUAAAAUUCAUUUGGAAGCGAGUUUAGAUAAAGAGCUUUAUCAUCAUGGAGAAAGUAUAUCAGUAAACGUACACAUUGCUAACAAUUCCAGCAAGACGGUAAAAAAGAUAAAAGUCUCAGUAAGACAAUUUGCAGAUAUAUGUUUGUUUUCCACUGCACAAUACAAAUGUUCAGUAGCAGAAGUCGAAUCAGAGGACGGAUGUCAAGUUCAGCCAGGCUUUACACUCUCUAAAGUGUUCGCGUUGACACCGUUAUUAGCAAAUAACAAGGACAAGUGGGGUUUAGCUCUGGAUGGUCAAUUGAAGCACGAAGAUACCAAUUUAGCAUCAAGCACUUUAAUCACAGAUCCAACUCAACGCGAAAAUUUAGGAAUAAUCGUACAGUAUAAAGUAAAAGUCAAAUUGUGUAUAACGCCUUUAGGAGGUGAUUUAGUGGCUGAAUUGCCUUUUAUUUUAAUGAAUCCGAAACCAGAUGACAUUGAGGAUAUCAUCCUCAAUGAUUCAAUUUCAACGAAUAAUCAUGAGGUCAACAGUACUUCUGAAGAAAAACAGAGCUCUAUGGGCAAUAAUAAGUCAUCGAUAGUUAAGGAAGAUGUGCCGAAUUUAAUUCAACUUGACGGAGACGACACUCAUGAUGAUGAUAUAAUUUUUGAGGAUUUCGCACGUUUGAGACUUAAAGGAGGUGAAACAGAGGCAUAAAUAUGAAAAGUAGAAAAAUACAAUUAUGAAAAUUUUUACUAAAAUCAGUAAUUUGUAUAUGUAUUCCAUAAAAAGCAUUAUUA